Messenger RNA from Dermatophagoides farinae (American house dust mite), 8010 nucleotides. RefSeq names its product nucleosome-remodeling factor subunit NURF301 E(bx) (gene E(bx)). Gene Ontology annotation, biological process: regulation of transcription by RNA polymerase II. Gene Ontology annotation, cellular component: NURF complex. NCBI's taxonomy places the organism in Eukaryota, Metazoa, Arthropoda, Arachnida, Sarcoptiformes, Pyroglyphidae. Gene Ontology annotation, molecular function: RNA polymerase II cis-regulatory region sequence-specific DNA binding. The record is from RefSeq and is a predicted model, not a curated record.
AAAGCAUUAAUCAAAACUUGAAAAUCGACAAAAAUUGAAUGAGCGACAGUGUUUGCCGUGAACAUUAACCGACUGUGGUAACUGGUAUCAUCGACUUUGAUUCGGAUUUGGGUCCCCACUGUUUGUGUUUGCACUGUUGUCCAUACUGAUUAAUUAAAAAUUUAAAUUUUAUUGAUUGAUUGAUAAAUUCCGAUCAUCAUUAUAUAAUUCGUCAUGCGUAAAUCUCGCCCCCGAAAACGUGGCCGCCCACCAAAAAAUCAAUCAAAUAAUAAUAAUAAAUAUUUGAAUACAAAAAUCAAUAAAGUGAUUAUCGAUGAUGAUGAUGAUGAGGAUUCGAAUCAUAGUUCAUCCACUACAAAUACAUCAAGAUCAUCGGGUACGAAUAAUAAAUAUCAGACACGUUCCACACGGCGAUCAUCAACACGUUCAAGUAGUACUGUGGUAGAAUUAACGAAAAAACGUGGCCGAAAACGUAAAAAAACCGAAAGUGAAGAUGAAUUAUGUGAUGAUGAAUAUUAUUAUGAUGAACCGGCAACACAAAGUGAUGAAGAUGUUGAUGAUUCGGAUAAAGAUAAUGAUGAUGAUGAUGAUGAUGAUGUUGACGUUGACGACGAUAAGGAUGAUGAAAAUGAAAUAGAUGAAUUCGAAGAAGAAGAAGAAUUAGAAGAAGAAAGUGAAGAAGAAGAAGGAACCGAACAAACCGGUAAACGUCGUGGAAGACCACCACGUGAAAAAGCACCAGUUUAUCUUGAUGAUCAAGAAGUACCAGAAUUAUCAUUGCCAUCAUCAUCGGAAGAUUUACUCAUCACCGGCAAUGAAUUGAUUCGUACACUAAGUAUUUAUGAAAUUUUACGACAUUUUUCAAAUACUCUACGAUUAUCACCUUUUCGUUUUGAAGAUUUUUGUAUCUCACUUUUGAUUGAUGAACAAACUUAUUUAUUAUCCGAAAUUCAUAUUCAAUUAUUGAAAGCUUUGAUUCGUGAAGAUGAUUUGAUUGGUACACAGCAUGGACCGCAGGAUAUUCGAGAUUCUAUUAAUGUUUAUCUUCAUCUUUGCGAUCAUGUUACAUGGCCAGAAGUGCUUAAAAUUUAUCUUUCAUCUGAUUAUAAGAAAAAUAAGCCAAUUAUGGAUCAAUCAUUGAUGAAUGAUACGUAUCCAUUCACUAGUGUAGAUAAAAAGCUAAUACUUCUCCAACAUUUAUGUGAUGAUUUUCUCAACACACAAGUCGUCAGAGAUGCCAUCAAUUCUGAAGGAAAACUUGAUCAUGAUGAACAUUGUCGUUCGUGCCACAAAAAUGGUGAAAUGUUAAUGUGUGAUUCAUGCCCGGCAGUAUUUCAUUUAUCCUGUUUGGAUCCACCAUUGAAACAAGUUCCCGAACAAGAAUGGUUUUGUCCGAUUUGUAAACAAAAUCAAGUGAUGGGCGUUACCGAUUGUGUGAAUGAAUAUGAACGCCAAAUGCCACGACAAGAACCGAUUGGUUGGGAUCGUCAUGGACGACAAUAUUGGUUUCUUGCUCGUCGUAUCAUUGUUGAAGAUACUAAAUCCGAUAAAGUUUGGUAUUACACAACGCGGUUACAAUUUGAUGAACUACUUGAAUGUAUUGAUGAUGAAAUGUAUGAAUCAGAUCUAUGUAAAACGUUGUCCGAAUUACAUGAUGAUAUCUAUAAACAAAUGGGUAUUACUGAAAAGCUUACGAAAAUAGCCAAAGGUUCUCGAAAAAGCUAUCUUGAAGUAGUGAAUGAAGAAUUGUAUUUAAAACGAUCUUCAAAAAUAAAAUCCAAUUCAACAGAUGAUCAAUCAGUAAUUGGUGAGAAAAUAGCUGAAUUAGAAACAAAAUUAGCCGUUGAUGAAGAAGAUUUAAGAGGUGCUGGUGGUGGUGGUGGUGGUGGUAUGCAAACACGGCUAAAAACUGGUACUUUACCACAAAAAUCAUUUACAAUGACAACGAAUUAUUUACGAAAUCAAACCAGCCUGUAUAAUACGAUUCAAGCAUUCCGUGAUGAAGAAACUGUUAUUGUUGUGGCAGAUAAUGAAAAAACUUUAACACGUACUCAACGGCGAGCAUUACCAGCAACAUAUUUUGAAGUGAAUCUGUUCAAUCUUGGUUUCGAAGGAAAUUAUCGUAAUUAUCAGAAUAUUUAUAGCUUAAUACCGAUGGCAUUGAGCCGAAAUCAGGUUCAAGAUGAUCGUGAUCGUCGAAGACAUUUAAGUCAUAAAUUUAGUUUAACACCAAUGUCUGAUUUAAAAUGGGCUUCAUAUAAUCAAGUUAUAACAGCGGCUCCAGUUACAACGGCACAUGGACCUAAACCAAUGUUGAUCAACACAUUACGGCAAGCUUUAUUGCAAUUUGAAUUGAAUUUUCCGAAUCCAUUGAUGCAUUCGAAUUGGAAACGUCAUCGUGAUAAUUGGAUUAAAGCAGUAAAAAUUUGUUCAGAACCCAGAGAAUUUGGUUUAGCUUUGUAUAUUCUGGAAUCAUCGAUGAAACCAGUGUUAUUCAACAAUGCCUGGAAUGAUUUAUUGGGCUUUACUGUUCUUCAACGUACCACUCAAUUAGAACGUGAUGAAUUGAAAAAGAAAGAAAAGAAAAGUGGUCGUUCUGCUGCUGCCGCUGCUUCGGCUAUGGCAAUAGAAGUUGCUGAAUUAAUGUCCAGUAUGUUGGAUCCAAAUGAUUCAUCGACGGCUUCGAAAUACAAUCCAUUAGGUGGUGGUGCCGGAGUCAAAUUAGUCAAUGGAAAAUUACGUCAUCAAAUAUGGAAACAAAAAGGUGAAGAAUAUCGUCUAUCAGGUGUUGGUGGUUGGUUUUGGCUCACUAGUAUACGAAAUCCAUAUAAAGUGGUCAAAUGUGAUUUAGAGAAAAAUUUAUCACUAACACCUAAUGUUGAUGACGAUGUUGUGAUGAAAGAAAGUGAAAGUGACGACAACAACAAUAAUCAAAAUGAAGAAAUAAAAACUGAAAAAAUUGAUGAAAAUUCCACCAUGAAAACUGAUGAUGAUGAUGAUGAUGGAAAUGAUGAAAAUUUUAUCGUAAAAAUUUCCGAAUUUCUAACAGAGAAAACAUCGAAAAAACGAAAAUUUUAUUAUCCAAAAAUUUUUCAAGAAUCAAAAUUAGACAAACUUUUAUCCUGUCGUAUGAAUCAAUUGACAUUUGAACGUAAACAGAAAAAAGAAAAUGAUGAUGUUGAUGAUGAGAAGAAAAAUGAUGUUUUGAUUAAACCGUUGAAAUCAACACAACCACCGGUAUCGAUAACGAGUUGUUGUUAUUCAAUCAGCUGUGAUUCAAAUUCAUCUACGGUGCUUCCUUCUUCUUGUUCAUCACCUGUUGAAAAUGGUCAUCAUAAUUGUUAUUCACCACUUUGUUCUUAUUUAGCUAAAAAUCAAAAUCUUAUCAAUGGAAAUUGUUGUUCAUCAAUUAAAAAAGAAGAAAUGAUUUUCAAAGAUCUUACCGAAUCAGUUGAAUUGCAGAAAAUUAUCACUGUGGAUGAUGUGGAACAAUUUGCAAAAAAAGUCGUUUCAUUCACUAGUAAAGCACAGCUGCCACCAAGUACACGUUUUACGAAUGGAAAAUUUAAAUCAAUUUUCAUACCAUUGGAUUAUGAACUUCGUCAAUUGGGAAGAACUGGUGGUCAAUAUGAAAUUUCCGGUUUCAAUUAUAAUGCCAAGAUUAAUCCAUCAAUAUGGCCAUAUGGUUUAACACCACGGCCAUCAUUUCGAAUCACUUGGCUUUUUCGUGUAUAUAAUCUACCAACAUUGCAUUGUGUUGCAUUGCAGCUACGUGUAUUAUGGGCAUCAGUUCGUUGGGAUGAUUUAGCACAGAAACCACCGAUUUCUGGUACAAACACCAUAACCACUGAUGUUGAUGUACAAACCAUUGAAAUUCUCAAACGAAGAGAUAUGCCACCAUUUGGUUUACGUUCUGAAUAUCAUAUCAGGAAAAUUACCGUGCCAAUCGAUGUGCCUAUUUAUCGUUCACGUGAAAUUCCAACACCAAAUCGUAGUGGAUUACGUGAACGGCGACGGCCUGAAUCACCGCAGAAUAGAGGUCCACGAAUGGAUGAAAAUUGGGUUCGCGAAGAAGAAUUAGAAAUAUGGGAAAUUAAACAAUUCAAUGAUAAACAGAUUCAUUUAGCACGACAGAAAGCUAUUCAAGAACAGCGUCAAAAAGAAUUGGAAAUGAAAAGAAAAUUACAAGAGACCGGUAGUGUUCAUAAUAAAACAUCAAUCGAUACGGUCCGAUUUGUUAAUGGUGGCAAUAUUAAUUUGCACCCCAACACAGCAACAUCGUUUGGCAAAACACUUACGGCAAAAUUCUCGACUUUAAUCACAAAUCGUGUGUCACCAAAAUGUUCCAAUACAUCAUCCAAUUCAUCAACUCAAUCUACCACUCAUCAUCCUACUAUUGCUACAUUGAAUACAUCGUUACCAUAUGGAUCAACGAUUCAUACAUCGAAUGGUCAAGCAAUUCGUUUACAAACAACCAACGUGACUAAACCAUCGUCAUCACAGCUUUUUAUUCGUGAUGGAAAUAAUUUCCAAUUACUGACAUCCACGGCCAGUCCUGUGACAGCGAAUAAUCGAACAUAUAUUUUACGAACACCAUUAAAUUCUACAGGUGGUGGUUCAACGGUUACCACCAACACCACCACCACCACCACCACUGGACGGCCAAUUUUCAUUUCAAAUAAUUUCAAUACUACAACAUCACCAAUAAUUCGUUCAGUAAAUACGAUUCAGCAUUCGAAUAUUCGACAUUCAAUACCGAUUAUUGCGACAAAUUGUCCGAAAAAAAUAUCCACAGCAACAACGGUAAAUGCUAUAUUGACAACGAAUACAUUGAAAAAUGUCAUGACAACUACAACGGCGACAACUGUGACAACAACAGCUACAGUUACAGCUACAGCUACAUCAUCAUCAUCAUCAUCGUCAUCAAGUCCAGUUUUAUCGGCAAUCAAUGUAACAAAUUCCAAAAAUAUUACUUGUUUACCAUUAAAACUGAGUGAUGGCCGUACACAUUAUCUUCCAUUAAGUUCAUUAUCUACUGCUGCUGCUUCUGCUUCUGGUACUGGUACUGCUUCUGGUGGUGGUGUUGGUACCAAUCAAACCGUACAAAUUUCCUUAAAUUCCAAUAAUCAAAUUCGUUUUAUUACGACUAAACCAAUUAUUAAUGCCUCUAAUUCUCCAUCAGCAGUUGGUUUGAGAUCGAAUAAUUCGACUAUUGUCACUGGUGGUGGUGGUGAUAAUAAUAAUAAUAAUCAAUCUCAAUCUCAACCAAAAGCAAUUUUUGUCGCUACAAGCGGUAAUAAUGCAAUGUUGGCGCCGACAACCACUCCACUCAAUACAAUCGUAUUGACCAAUGCAAAUAAUCAAAAAGUUAUUCUCCAUUCAGCAGCCACAUCGGCGGCCACCGCAACGCCAACAACAUUGAAUCAAAUGGGCAUUAAAACUAUUCAAAUUGGUGGUGGUAAUAAUCAAUCAACGGCACGAAUAUUGACCAAAAGUCCAAUUAUAGUUCGUAAUCCAAAUGUUGUAACCACUGGACAGCAAACGGAUCCGAUUCCAGCAUCGACAUUAUCGAAAGCUAAUGUUAUCAACAGUAAUACGUCGUCGAGUAAUUUACAGAAUAAAGAAUCGGAAGAAAAAGAUUUUGUCGUCACUGCAGAAAUGACACAAGAUAUCGUACGGAAAGCUUUGAUGAAUCCAAAUGUAGCGCCAGAAAUUGCACAAAAAUUAUUAGCAUUACAAAAACAUCAUCAAGAACAAGCCGAUUCGCCAAAUUAUCAACAACAAUUUAAUCAACAACAUCAGCAACAAUCAUUACCAAAUAAAAAUGAGUAUACUACGAGCAAUCAUCGAAUCAGUCAACGAUCAUCAUCAUUAUCAACAACAACAAGAAGUUCACGUUAUUCACGUUCAAAAUAUGAUAAUGAUGGUGAUUAUAUUUAUGAAUAUCCACAACCGGAACGACAUAGUAGAACACCGCGUCCUGUACGUGAUGAAAAAGAAGAUACGGAAAGAAUUUGUUCAAAUGUUAUCAAACAAAUGAUUGAUAAAAUAGAGAAAGAAAUACGUUCCAAUAAACAUAAAGAAGUAAUGGCUGAAAGAAAACAUAAGAAAAAUAUGCAGAUGAAAAUCAAAUUUCGUCAAAAUCAUAUCGAAGUUAUUCGUAGGAAUAUUUUACGUAGAAAAUCCGUAUUUAAUCAACAUAUAAAAUGUAUGGUUGAACGUGAAAUUGAUGAAAAAUUAAAACAAGCUCAACGAAAAUUAGCAGCUGCUCAUGCAAAAUCAUCUUUAGUAAAAACAGCAUCAUCAUCAUCAUCAAACCAAACAGUGACAACUGUGAAUCAGUCAAACAAUGUCAAACUUACGAUAUCUGGUGUAAAACAUAAACUUGAUAGUAAAGAUUUUGAUUCCAACAACAAAUCUAACAAUAAUUCAUCAUCAACCGAAACACCAGAAUCUGAAUCUCGAUCAAUCAAACGGCAACGUUUAGCUAAUACUAGUGGCUCUAAAUCAUCAUCAUCACCAUCAUCAUCGAGUAAUGUUGAUUCACAAUCUACGGUGAAUAAUGUUGCUGCUGCAAAAAGCCCUCAUCAUCAGACGCAGAAAAAAUCACCAAAAAGUAAAACGGCAACAAAUUAUUGUAUCUGUAAUCGUACGGAUGAUAAAUCAAUGAUGAUUGCUUGUGAUGAUUGUGGCCGUUGGUAUCAUAUUAAAUGUAUCGGAAUGGAUAAACAAGAAGCUGAUGAUUUGGAACAAUAUUUUUGUUUAGAUUGUAAAGAUCGAAAUCCAAAAUUGAAUGAUGAUCAAAGUAAAAAAUCCAAUUCAUUAUCAAACAAUAAUAGUAAAUCAAGUCCACGAUCAACGACGGUGACAACGACGCCGACAACGACGAAUGUCAGAAAAUCUGGUCCAGGACGUAAACCUAAACACCAUCAUCAUCAUAAUCGUUCAACAGCUACUAACAACAAUUCCAACGAUAAUCAUAAGGUGGUUAUUGAACAUGAAGAUGAUGAUAAAGAAUAUUGUUUUUGUAAAGAAAAAUAUGAAAGCGAAAAAUUUUAUAUUUGCUGUGAUCAAUGUAAUGAUUGGUUUCAUGGUCGCUGUGUUGGCGUCACCUGUAUUCGUGCCGAUCAAAUUGACGAAUAUUUUUGUCCACGUUGUCAAGGUGAAGAAUCAAGAAGCUAUAGAAAUAUUCAACCACUUGUUGAUGGUGAUUUUCAACGGAUGGAAAAAAUAGUCAAAACUGUUAAGUCACAUCGAAGUUCAUGGCCAUUUUUGAAACCUGUUGAUGGAAAACAAGUUCCCGAUUAUUAUACGGUCAUCAAAGAACCAAUGGAUCUUCAACAAAUUUCCAAUCGUAUUAGUGGCCGUAAUUAUAAAAGAUUCACAGAAUUCAUUUAUGAUAUGCAUAAAAUAUUCGAUAAUUGUCGAUAUUAUAAUGAACCAAGUUCACAAUAUUGUUUUUUCGCCAAUACAUUGGAAGAAGUUUUCGAACGAAAAUUACGUGAAUUAAAAGACUAAAAAAAAUUGAAUUCAUGAAAAUCGAAAAAGAUAAUUUGAAAUCAAUUUUAUUAAAUAUUUAGAAUAAUUAAUAGAUAUAAUCGUUGUGUGGCAAUCUGUGGAUAUAUUAUAUUUUUUUUUAAUUUUAAUCUUGUGUAAAAUGUAAACAAAUAUACAAAUUGACAGAUUUUAUACAUUUGAAACACACACACACAUAUCCACAAACACGUGAAUAGAUGAUUUUUUUCAAUACCACUUUAAAAAAUACUUUCUUUUUGCUAAAUAAUAAUAUCGAUCGAUAUUGAUCAUUUGAACACAUAAUAAUUGAAUGGUGAUGUUCUAUUAUUACGUCAUUUAUUGACAGGAAAAAAAAUUCAAAUUUCGAACACAAAUUUCAUGUGUGUGACAUUUACAUUUUUUUUUUUAAUUUUUUUUUAUUUUGGAAUGUAAAAUGUCAAAUUCAGAUCGGUUCAAAUUGAUUAUAAAUGCUGAUGAUGACAACGACGGAUAUGA